Messenger RNA from Pteropus alecto (black flying fox), 1874 nucleotides. RefSeq names its product HYLS1, centriolar and ciliogenesis associated (gene HYLS1). The transcript is spliced from 6 exons. Gene Ontology annotation, cellular component: centriole; non-motile cilium. Gene Ontology annotation, biological process: cilium assembly. Lineage: Eukaryota; Metazoa; Chordata; Mammalia; Chiroptera; Pteropodidae. The record is from RefSeq and is a predicted model, not a curated record. The coding region runs from base 523 to 1464 and encodes 313 amino acids.
UAAGGCGGCCGCCGUGCUCGGGCGGGCAGUGCGCCUGCGCAAGCUGCGGGACGUCAACCGACACCUGCGGAGCUGCUGCGCUUGAAGCAGGGCUACGAGCGCACCUCGGUGUGACGGAGGUAGAGGGAUUUGUUCUAAUUCUGCAGUAGCCUCUCUGUAACAGAAUCUAACUACUGACCCAGCCCUCUGCUUCCACCCUUGAAAUCCUUUCACUUGAAACUAGCUAAACCUGGGACACCUGGACGCUUAAGAUUCUGAAGAGAAGGUUUUUCUUUAAUUCAAAAACUAAUGCCAGUGAAGAUACAUUGCAAUAAGCCAUGAUAAGACAACGCCAGGAAUAAAUGAAUCAUAUGGGUCCACACUACCUAAAAAGAGAGUAAAAGGACACAACAUUUUCAGUGCUGAUUCCUUUGGCCACGUGGUACAACAGAAGCUAGCCUGACUGAAGAAAUUUGUCAGUGAUCGUACUUUGUGUUGGAAUUAGAACCUGGAGUCACGAUUUUCCCACUUUAACCAGUUUUGAUGGCAGAAAGACGAAGGUCCUACAGUGUAGGGGGACCAAUGGAGGAACUCGUGGCACCUGGUGCACAAAAAUGGGCCAAUAUGGAUCCAGAAGAACGAAUGUUAGUGGCUGCUACAGCUUUCACUCGUAUCUGUGCAGGGCAUGGUGAGGGAGAUGUCAGGCGAGAAGCCCAGUCUAUGCAAUAUGAUCCCUACAGCAAAGCUUCGGUUACCCCAGGAAAGCGACAUGUUCUACCUGUGCAACUGCAGUACCCACAUGCAGAAAGUAAUAUCACUUCAGAAACAGUCUCAGAAGCCUCCCAAAGGAUCCGAAAGCCAGUGAUGAAGAGAAAGGUGCUGCGUAGGAAGCCAGAUGGGGAAGUAUUAGUGACAGAUGAGUCGAUUAUCAGUGGAUCAGAGUCUGGUACAGAAAGUGAUAUGGAUCUCUGGGACUUAAGAGAAAGGCUGAUGAACCUGCAGUUCCAGGAAGACAGGGAAUCCCCUGUUGACACUUCAGAAAAAUGUAAUCCUCCACAUGAAUACCAAGGAAUUUCUGAAGAUCAGCUCAUCUGCUAUCUACGAAGAGAAGGAAUGGGCUCUCCAGCUUAUGAACAAGACCUGAUUGUUGCCAGCCGACCUAAGUCCUUUAUUCUCCCAAGGCUGGACCAAUUAAGCCGAAACCGAGGCAAGGUAGACCGGGUAGCUCGCUAUUUUGAGUAUAAACGAGACUGGGAUGCAAUGCGGUUACCUGGUGAAGACCAUAGGAAGGAAUUACGCUGGGGUAUCCGAGAACAAAUGCUUUCUCGAGCAGAACCCCAAUUCAAGCCUCAGCAUAUAUAUGUUCCAAACAAUUAUCUAGUACCAACUGAGAAGAAAAGAUCUGCCCUCCGUUGGGGUGUUCGCUGUGACCUUGCAAAUGGUGUCAUGCCCAAGAAGCUUCCCUUCCCUCUUUCUCCUUCUUAAGUCUUUUUUUUUUUUUUUUAACCUGUCUCUCCUUUCAUAGGAUUGUUUGGAAUAACCUGGUUAUUUAUAUCCUUUUAUUUAAAUAGAAACAACUAACUCAAAAGCCCAUGGAACAUUAGAGUAAGGACUUCACCCAUCACUGAUCUUUCCUAAGUGUGUAUCACACUGUUAUCAGAUACCACUUAACUGCCAAAAUACCACUCUCAAAUUCAGCAAUUUAAGAGAAAUCAUGCCAGAGAAAGAAAAACUGACCUGGUCUUUUCUCUACUUGUCAGAUUAGUAAGUAAAGUCAGCACUAUUUCUGUUCUAUAAUCUUUGUACCUUUGGCCAAUGUGACUUGCUGUUUUUAUUAGUGUGUUUUUAAAGUUGCUGGGCAUUAAGCUUAUCCAUUAAAGAAUUUUGGAAAUUUA